AUGGAAGGUGUGACGUUGCAAGCAUGCCUUGCACUAGUAAUGUUCAUCACAACGUUAACAGCCGGCUUGGUGCCUUUAAAAGUAAGUCUUUUUACCCUACCCUACCCUACCCUACCCUACCCUACCCUACCCUACCCUACCCUACCCUACCCUACCCUACUCUCUCUUACUAUACAGUACCAGAAUUACUGUGAAAAGUUUCUUUUGGUACUUUAACUGGCUUUUUUGCUAGUACUUUAACAUUUUUGAAGUUACAGUAAAUGAAACAUUUUUUUGCUAAUUUUUGUCAUUUUUAAAUACACUUUCAUUAUAAAAUGACCUUUUUAAAUAGAAAUAAUAUUUUUCAGCUUCUACGUUACAUGGCCAAGCAAGGACAGCACGCUCAACGCCGACAUUCUUGGAUUCUAACGCUGUUAUCUUGUUUUGCCGGAGGCGUUUUCUUGGGAACUUGCUUCUUGGACAUUUUUCCUCACGUCAAGUAGGUUUUCUUUUUAGUCUUUGAAAUUUUAAGUGAUAAAUUUCAAAAAGUUCAGGGCAUCUUUCAUCGUAUAAAACGACUCCGCGGACUGCAAAACCUAAUUUCUUAAUAAAACUGCCAUUUUAGCCUAAAAGUUCAAUAAGUAAAUCAAAGUAAUGUUAAAAAGUUUAAAAAAUUUUAAUUUUAAUAAAAUUUAAGAACUGUCAACGAAAAAUGGCAGUUUUUUGGACACUUUUCAUCGUAUAAAACGACUCCGCGGGCUGCAAAACUUCUUUUUUUCAAUAAAACUGCCAUUUUUGAACUAAAAUUAUGAUUUUUAAGAUUAAAGUAAUGUAUUAAAUUGUAAAAUACGCUCCUUUUUUCUACUAAACCAAAUAAAAAAUUGUUUUAGACAUCAAAAUUUUAAAUUUAAAAAUUUUCAGUGGAAAUUUCGAAAAGUACAAGGAUACCUACGGAAUGAAGUUUGCUUACCCAUUACCUGAGUUUCUAGCUUGUAUGGGUUUCUUCUUGGUCUACUUUUUCGAAGAAAUCAGUCUGAAAGUGUUCUCAUCUCAUGGUCACACUCAUGGUCCAGCUACCUCUCCACAGUAAGUUGUUUUACAGUAAGACGAAGCUGUAUGUUACUAAAAGUAUUGAGUAAAAUACGGUGUUUUGCGCUUUUUUCAGAUUUUCAAAUAAAAAAAUGUAUAAAAGAUUGCUUGAAACGUUAUGCCAAGAAAAAUAAUUUGGCGGGAAAUUUAAAAUUUGAAUUUUACAAAUUUUAAAUUAACGUUAAUUUUGAAAUUAUUUUUAAAAUAAAAUUAAUUUACAUUUUUCAGGUCAUUCGACACCUCAGUGGAUCAUAACGAAAAAGCCAAUGGCUAUAACGGGGCAACCACGAUCGAUGUUGUAGUAGAUGAAGAAGAUGGCUUCAGGGACAGGAAGUUCAGCACAGUCGAGCCAUACCCGGCUGUUUUGACUCAUGAGUAUGUGUAAAAUACGGUUUCGGAUGUUUGUUGGUUUUUUUUUUAAUUUUAUAUUUAAAUUUCAAUUUAGAAAAUUAAAUUUUUUUGAAAUUUUUUGAAAUUUAAAUUUAAAAAAAAAUUUUUUUAUUUUGGCUACUGUAGUAGUAUGUAUUUCUAAAAAUUUUAUACUAAAAAUUUGUCUAUUUGUAAUCUUUUGCUCAUAAAAAUCGACCAAAACCACCUACAUCAAUAUAUUACUUUAGGCACGUGAUGGACGAAUCCGUUCGCUACGUAAACUCAGAAUCCUCGAGUGGCGGCAUCCUCAAGUCAAUCACCUUUGCCUUUGUAAUGUCAUUCCACUCAAUUCUGGAAGGAUUUGCCCUAGGUGUUCAAGAAGAAAAGUCCGGCAUCAUCACCUUGUUCAUCUCCCUGAUCAUCCACAAAGGGAUCGAAGCCUUCAGCGUGGGGCUACAAGUCUCUCGUGGCAUCAGCUCAUCGAAAAAGCAGAAGAAGAUUUUGGCCAACAUCUUAACCAUCUGUGUCUAUGCCCUAAUGACACCAGUCGGCUCAAUGUUGGGUGUUUUGUUGACAACAUGGGACAUUGAUCCUAUUAAGCGGGACAUGUUCGUCAUCAUUCUGGAAGGAUUCGCGGCAGGAACGUUCAUUUACGUAACGUUCUUCGAAGUGUUGGCUCAGGAGAAGGCCAACGACCAUUCAAAUCUGAUCCAAUUAGCCGCGAUUGUGCUUGGUUUCACCUGUAUUGCACUAUUACAACUGCAGGAGCAUCUCGGAAGGUAGGAUAAUAUGAUUUUGUUUUUGGUGUAGUUAAUUUUUAAAUUGGUUUUGAAUGUUGAAAAAGCGUAUAGGUAUGUAAUAGACUACUGGGAACAUUUUUGUAGUUUGCAACUUUUUGAUAGGACUACUGUAAGAUACAGUAUUUUAGAAUUUUUUGUGCUUAUCGUGAAUUUGAGCUCAUAUACUUAGAAAAAAGCUAACGUACCUUUGCAAAUAGGUAAUAGAAAAGGCUAAUAUUGCACAGCUAUAUAUAAUAGACUAUGGAGAAUAUUUUAGUAAUUGAUUGUUUUUUGGUAAGGCUACUGUAAAGUACCGUAUUUUAAACGUUUUUGGAAUAGGAUGAGUUUGGGUUUAUAUACCUUGAAAAAAGCUUAUGUAUCUUUGUAAAUAGGUCACAUAAAAAGUUAAAACUACACAGAUAUAUGUGUUAUGCUAUGGCAAACAUUUUUAUAGUUGACGACUUUUUGGUUUGAUUACUGUAAAGUACUGUAUUUGAAAUUUUACUUUGAAAAAGGGAUGUUUUUUGGGGUAAAACGGCCUGUUUUGGUCUUUUUCAAUCAUUUACAUUUGUUAGAGUAUGAAAAAAAAUUUUUUUGUAUUUACAUUAUCUUAUAGUACCUAACAAAGUCCUUUUCAAUAAGAAAACUUUUUUUUCAGUGGAGGCCACGGACAUGCGCACGGUUAG
Molecule: messenger RNA, 2902 nt
Organism: Bursaphelenchus okinawaensis
Lineage: Eukaryota; Metazoa; Nematoda; Chromadorea; Rhabditida; Aphelenchoididae
Source: the annotation of a GenBank genome assembly